AUGCAUGAUCCCGACAGGCUUGGACUCCUAUGGCCACUCGAUGGACCUGGCUGUUUGCUCGUCACGAGUCAAGACCCCUCUUUCGCGAGGAAGUCUGGUUUCUCUACCCAGAAUUCCAUGUUGAUCGAGGGAUUCAAUAACGAAGAGUCUGGACGCAUGCUAGAGCGUCUUACGAGACGAAGCAACGGUGGACGUGUGGUCGCUGAAAGGAUUGGAGGUUUGCCGCUUGCCAUCGCGCAGAUUGCGGCACUCAUCCAUCAGAACAACUGGACAUUCGAAGAAUUUGUGCAAGCCCUGGACACUCCGCGGAACAAAGAUCCAGAGGACGAGACCGCCUCACUAUCGUAUGUGUUUGACCUAGUCCUGUCACGACUACAGUACGCCAAAUCACUUUUGGACGUCCUCUCUCUGCUCGACCCAGAUGGUAUUCCAGAGGCUAUGUUAAAACAAUACUCGAUAGUGGCAAUUGAGGGAUAUCCGACAUCAGACACAGCAUAUGCCAAAGCACGGCGCGAACUUAUUCGAUCUUCGCUAAUCCAGAGAGAUAACUCAUUGAGGAAUGUGAUGAUUCACAGAUUGGUCACAGCUUAUACCCAAUCCAAGAUGAGCGAUGCGCGGUAUAGAGAGGUGUUCAGCGCUGCAACUCGCCUGCUUGCGCAGAUAUGGCCUUUCGAGACCUUGGGAUGGCGUGGCGACAUCUUGAGAUGGCGCAAAUGCGAGCAGCUGUUGCCACAUAUACUGAACCUGAAAAGAAACGAACCUCGGGUUAUUGACAGCGCCAAAGACGAUCUCAGUUAUUGCAUGCUCAUCAAUAACGCUGGGCUAUACUACUGCGAGAUUGGGCAGUUCGCUGAAUCGCAAAUCUUUACAAAACACGCUCAGUCGAUUGCGGAAGCUAUAAGAACGAAUCUGAAGGAAUCUAGCGUCGGCACUGAAAUCUCAGUGAGUCUAUGCGAUGCGGUACUCGCAGAAACGUUCCACAAUCUUGGACGUAUAAGCGCAGAGACAAAUCAGCCUGACGCUACCCUUGCCAAUUUCAGCAGGUACAACGCCAUGUUGCUUGACCAGCCUAAUGGAGGUAUGCAGAUGAAUGCGAACCGUCUUGCCGUAUCUUGGUUUGAACUAGGAAACGCCUUCAUGAUCAACCAGUUGUGGGCGGAAGGAGAACGUUGUUUCGAUCGUGGCAUGAGCAUCGCGCGGCGAAUUGAGAACUUCGCACCAUGGCAUUUUUCACAGUACUAUAUCGUCCUUGGUCUGGUCUAUUGUCUCACAGAUCGUAUUGACCAGGCCACGAAGGUACUUGAGGAAGGCCUGCAACACCGAGAGAGUGUGAGAAGACAGGAUACUGACAGAUCGUUUGUAUCUGGUCUUUUCUGGUACGCGCUUGGUAAUGUUACAGCAUCACAGGGCACCUUCGGUCAAAGCCUUGAUUAUCAUGAGAAGGCGCUCCGUCAAUUCUCAAGGACCAUCGGGGCAGAUCAUCAUCAUACUGGGGACGUUCACGUCAGGAUCGCGGAACACUACUUCAGGUUGAAGGAUUUCACUGUAGCAAAGUAA
Alternaria novae-zelandiae is the source of this 1557-nucleotide messenger RNA. RefSeq lists its product as uncharacterized. The transcript is spliced from 3 exons. The record is from RefSeq and is a predicted model, not a curated record. Lineage: Eukaryota; Fungi; Ascomycota; Dothideomycetes; Pleosporales; Pleosporaceae. Gene Ontology annotation, molecular function: protein binding. The coding region runs from base 1 to 1557 and encodes 518 amino acids.